CCCCGAGCCGCGCGCACGUCUCCCCGCCGCCCGCCCGCCCAUGGAGCUCUUCGAGACCAACCCCUACUUCUUCCCGGACCAAAGAUUUUACGACGGGGAAAACUUCCUGGGCUCCCGCUUGCAGGGCUAUGAGCCGGCGGCUUUCCCGGAGCGGCCCGACGCGGCCCUGUGCGCCGAGGGCAGGCCGGGCGCGGAGGAGAAGGACUCGGGCCUGCCCGAGCACUGCCCGGGCCAAUGCCUGCCCUGGGCCUGCAAGGUCUGCAAGCGGAAGACGGUCUCCAUGGACCGGCGCCGGGCGGCCACGCUGCGGGAGAAGCGCAGGCUGAAGAAGGUGAACGAGGCCUUCGAGGCCCUGAAGCGCAGCACGCUGCUCAACCCCAACCAGCGGCUGCCCAAGGUGGAGAUCCUGCGCAGCGCCAUCCAGUACAUCGAGCGCCUGCAGACCCUGCUCAGCUCCCUCAACCAGCAGGAGCGGGAGCAGAGGGAGCUGCGCUUCCGCGGCGCGGCCGCCCAGCCGGGGGCGGCCAGCGAGUGUGGGUCCGGCAGCUCAUCCUGCAGCCCCGAGUGGAGCAACCAGCUGGAGUUCGGCAGCAAUCCCGCAGAUCACCUCUUGGCUGACGAUGCUUCGGAGGACCGCAACCUCCACUCCCUCUCCUCCAUCGUGGAGAGCAUCGCCGUGGAGGACGUGGCCGUGACGUUCCAGGAGGAGCGAGUUCAAAACUGAGCUGGCGGAAACCUCGGUGGCUCUUUGAGCUGGUAACAAGGUGGAAAUAAGACAGCGGAAUGGUCCAGCUGCUGGAAAAUGUAUUUACUUCUCCGGCGUCGUGGACUGCGCCGCUGAAACCACUCGCCUCCUUUCCUACUCCUUGCAAAAUGCUCCCGCUUGGCCAGCUAAAAAAAAAAAGGGGGAGAGAUGGGAUUUCGGCAGCGCCGUGUCCCCAUGCUGGUGGCAGCCCCAGUUCCCACGGGGGGCAGCCGGCUGGUGUGGGGUUUGUGUUUCGUUCCCCGUCCGGGGGUGUUCGUUUCCUUGGGGGCCAAUGUGUGUGUGUUGGGUUCGCUUUCUAAUUUUUCCAAGAUGCUCUUUGACCAACGUCUUUCACCAGCUGGCAUCUCGCGGGCAUCGAGGCCCGGCGGAGGCUGCCCUUGCCGUCUUUUCUACUGAGCACUGUGUGGAGUUGCCAUUUUUUUUUUAAUUAUUAUUUUUGCUAACUUAUUUGGAUUUUUUUUUUAAAUAAAGGCAUUCUUGUUUGAACAGG
Molecule: messenger RNA, 1256 nt
Organism: Dromaius novaehollandiae (emu)
Lineage: Eukaryota; Metazoa; Chordata; Aves; Casuariiformes; Dromaiidae
Gene: MYOG
Product: myogenin
Exons: 3
Coding region: 41-724 (227 amino acids)
Biological process (GO): positive regulation of myoblast differentiation; skeletal muscle cell differentiation; positive regulation of skeletal muscle fiber development
Molecular function (GO): protein dimerization activity; RNA polymerase II cis-regulatory region sequence-specific DNA binding; DNA-binding transcription factor activity, RNA polymerase II-specific
Source: RefSeq, a predicted model, not a curated record